AUCAACACACGGACGCCAUUAAUAUUAAAAUCAGAGAGACGGAAAAUCAGAGGGUGCAGUUUAGAGAUGGAUUCGAAGUCUCGUCGGUUUCCGUUUGCAGUCUCCAGCUCUUCCUCACUGUCAUCAUCCACCUCCCUCUCCUCCUCAUCUUCAGCGCUCAGUGCGAGUCGGCUCUAUGGCAGAGGGAGUGUCUUGGGAAGAGAUCGCUUUAGCAGAGAAGCGUCCGUCAAAUUAGACGCAGACUAUCAGAGCUCCCGUCUGCUGAGCUCGCCAAGAGGUUACAAUUCAACUGAAAGUCGUCACUCCAACUGGAAGCUCUCUACUCCUGUCUCUCUGUCUUCGUCAUCUUCCUGUGAUCGAACAUGGACAGAAUCUGCCAGUGUGGACCGAGGCAGACUUACCGACUCUGAGAGAAGACCGGGAACAUACUGUGGACUUCUUGGCACAUCCCAAGACAGCGAGUCUAAACGAGCAAAACUUUCCUACACAAAUAGAGCAGCAUAUUCUACAUCCCCUUCCACAUCUAAACCUGCCAGCUCUUACUCAACUUUAGGAAAUUCUUCAUGGAAAUCCUCCAUCAGUCCAUUAUCUAGAUCCUCCUCUUCAUCCUCCUCUUCAUCUUCGACAACUCCAUCAGAGGGUCUUUGGGCCCGCAGAGAUUUGGAGAAGAGGGGGAAUUCAGGACUGACCUCACUGGGGGAGUCUAGUUACCGGCCUAGUGGGCUGACAUCUUCAUUGUACCGUUCGGAGCGUGUUACCUCCACCUAUGCACAAGGUGCUCGACCCAAAGAGAGCCAGUAUUCAUCCCACAGAGAGAAUGGUUCAUCUAGCCACCGUAUCUCAGCCGAGUACCUUCCUUCUCCUCUGCAGCGCAGUUCUCACAGGCUGACCUCAGAUUACCAGUCUGGUCCGUUCUCUCAUGAUACGACACGCUCCAGCUCUAGUUCCACCAGAACCUCCGCCUCUGUCACAGCCUCAUCCCAGCUCUCAUCCUGGAGCUCCACCCCUUACGUGCCCCUUACUGGCUGUAACUCCAGCCCACCGUCCUCUAGCCCCGCCCCCACUCCACUUCCUGCUCAGAAUGGCGGUGACUCAGAUGGCAGGCGAACAACCAGGCGUCUGCUAUCCCGGCUUUUCUCCCGACGCUCUAGUCAGGAGUCUAACUCUACCGCCAGCUCUGCCUCUGAUUCUCGGUCAUAUGACUCAAGUCCAGAUGAAGCCCCACCCUCUGAAGUCCCUCCUUUAGUCAGCCGAGGAAAUUUGGAAGCAGAGUUGAGGAACUCUGACCCUGUUCAGUCAUUUUCAUUCUUGCGCAGACGUGGACCAUCUCUCGCUCCCGUCCAGGAGAGAGCUGGUGUAGUCGAGCACGAACAAGAAUCGCUCAGAUCUCCGACAGGCCUGUCCUGGCUGAACUGGAACCGCUGUACCCCACUGUUCUCUCGUCGCAGGAGGCAAGGGCGUGACGAAAGCGCCCGCAUGGACCCUCAUCGUUCACCCCAAUUCCCUCUUGGUGACCGUGAUGGCCGUAAAACACCUGACCGGAGCACGGAUUGUGAAGAUGAUGACGAUGAUGAAGAUGAGUCCUCAGAGGGUGCCACAGCAGCACCCUCUACUGGAGCCUCAGGUCUCUCUGCGUCACUACUGCAGGACGGAGCCCGCCUAGCAGGAUGGAGCCAUGGCAUGGGCAGGGUGAUGAACAGCCCACUCUUCCGUAUGCCUGAGAAUAUGAUAAUUGGUGUGGGAGUGGGAGCAGAAGGGAGGAGUCAAACUGAUGAGCAGGUGAAAGACAAGCCCGCCCCCUCCAGAGACCCAGAGAGACUGCGAAAGAUUCAGGAGAGCUUGCUGUUGGAGGACUCUGAUGAGGAUGAAGGUGAUCUGUGCCGAAUCUGUCAGAUGGGGGAGCAGUCGAGUUCCAACCCUCUGAUCGAGCCCUGCAAGUGCACCGGCAGCCUGCAAUAUGUGCACCAGGACUGCAUUAAGAAAUGGCUCCGCUCCAAAAUCAGCUCUGGUUCUAACUUAGAAGCCAUCACUACCUGUGAACUUUGUAAGGAAAAACUGCACUUGAACAUUGAGAACUUUGACAUCAAUGAGCUCUACAGAUCUCAUGAAAGGUCGGAGUAUGAGUUCAUCAGCUGUGGCCUGUAUCUGGUGGUGCUCCUGCACCUGUGUGAGCAGAGGUUUUCUGAUGUCCUGGGUGCAGUAAAUGAUGCUGGGUUUUUCAACUUGGCGAGAACUCUACACGAGCACAUGGACAAUCUUGAAAGUUCAUACGCAGAAUCUGAUGAAGAUGAGGUGGAGGACAGCAGACCAUCCAUCGACUUCUGUGACUUGGAGGAUGAUGAUGAAGAGGAGGAGGUUUAAUGUGUUGGCAGGGAUGAAGGGGCGUGGCUUAGCCGUCUGUCUCCAUCUCCUCCCACUUGCUGUUCCUGACCUGCCUCCUCCUGCUUGAAGUGACUAUAGCCAAUGUCUGAUUGGCAGUGUAACCACUGUUCUUAGCCUAUCACAAGGCUUUCACAAUAUGCAGAUAAUUUUACAAAGUUUAUGGGAGCUGUUUGGUUCCUGUUAUGAUUUAAAUUUUUAUUUUUUUUCUUGCAUCAGGUUGCUGAGCACUCUUAAGCUUUAUUCCGUUAAAAAUCUGGUGAACCGAUGACUGCCAUGAGUGCUUUAACUAUGCUUAGAAGCUGGUUUGGGGAAAGAGAGGAUCUUGGAAGAUUCAUACUCUUACAUGGUGCAGUUGAGGAACGUUCAUCCACUCAUGGGCUGCAUCAAAAGGAGAUGAUGUGUGUUUUCAAUAUCUUUGAUUUUAAAAAAAAUAUAAGAUCCUUAGUUUCCUGGUUUUAUGUUAUUAAUACACUUAUUGUUUUUUUGUUUUUGGAGAAUGGGUGAGUGAGAAAAUGUGGUCACUUUUCUUUCAAGACUCUCUUUACAGAAGACCUUUUCCACAGUCUGUUUGUAUGUUGUACAUUAUAACAGUGUAAUUCGCUUGAAUUAU
This is a messenger RNA of Cyprinus carpio (common carp), 2992 nucleotides long. RefSeq names its product E3 ubiquitin-protein ligase MARCHF7-like. Gene Ontology annotation, molecular function: zinc ion binding. NCBI's taxonomy places the organism in Eukaryota, Metazoa, Chordata, Actinopteri, Cypriniformes, Cyprinidae. The record is from RefSeq and is a predicted model, not a curated record.